Messenger RNA from Lucilia cuprina (Australian sheep blowfly), 533 nucleotides. RefSeq names its product selenoprotein H. The transcript has 2 exons. NCBI's taxonomy places the organism in Eukaryota, Metazoa, Arthropoda, Insecta, Diptera, Calliphoridae. The record is from RefSeq and is a predicted model, not a curated record. Gene Ontology annotation, cellular component: Golgi apparatus. Bases 39 to 449 code for a protein of 136 amino acids.
AAAAUUUUAAAAACUUUUCUUAUAUUUUCUCUUUGAAAAUGUCUAAAAAAGCCAAAAAGAAACCCAAAGAAAUUGACUGGUCUGCAGAAGCAAAUUUCGAUAAAAAUCGUUCUAUUAUCUAUAUAGAACAUUCCCUGGAAUGUCCAAUUUUCUCCAUAAAGGCAGAGGAGUUUUUGAAAUAUUUACAAAUGCAAAUACCCGACAGACAAUUUGUUUUAAUACGCAAUCAAUAUGGUAAAUUAGAGCCAAGAGAGGGUGCAUUUGAAAUUGAAUUUUCACAACAUGCACGCACUUCCAAGCACAAUUUGUGGUCAGGUUUAGAUAGAGGACCACCUAGACGUGAUAAAUUUCCAAAAUUUGAAACAUUAAUGCCAGAAGUGCAAAGAGUUUUAAAGAAAUUCUAUCCAGAUGUAGUGGCCAAUAUAGAGGAGGAUAUAGAGGAAGGGUAAACAUUAAUAGAAUAACUCAUUUUUAUAAAAAAAAGUUUUGAAAUUUUAAUGGAAAUGCCAAAAAUCUAAAAAAUAGAAAAAGAA